Molecule: messenger RNA, 2144 nt
Organism: Raphanus sativus (radish)
Lineage: Eukaryota; Viridiplantae; Streptophyta; Magnoliopsida; Brassicales; Brassicaceae
Product: TOM1-like protein 8
Exons: 10
Coding region: 150-2018 (622 amino acids)
Biological process (GO): protein transport to vacuole involved in ubiquitin-dependent protein catabolic process via the multivesicular body sorting pathway
Molecular function (GO): ubiquitin binding; phosphatidylinositol binding
Source: RefSeq, a predicted model, not a curated record
UUUACAAGUGUCGCCUUGUUAUUUCUGUUUACAAAUUAAGAAGAGAACAAGUAUUAGAAGGUAGUAAACAACUCCUAUUAGUUAGAAAACCAAAAAAAAAACACUCUUUAAGUUGGAAAAGUUUUGAAGGAGAGGAAAAAAGCCACGUGAUGGUGCAUCCUUUGGUUGAUAGAGCCACCAGCGAUAUGCUUAUUGGUCCUGAUUGGGCCAUGAAUCUUGAGAUAUGUGACAUGCUUAAUCAUGAGCCUGGGCAAUAUAGAGAAGUUGUGAGUGGAAUAAAGAAAAGGCUUACUAGUAAGACUACCAAGGUUCAGCUUUUGGCUCUUACUUUGCUAGAGACAAUGCUAAACAAUUGUGGGGAGCUUAUUCACAUGCAACUUGCCGAGAAGGACAUUCUUCAUAAGAUGGUGAAGAUGGUCAAAAGGAAGCCUAACAUCCAAGUGAAGGAGAAGAUAUUGAUACUUAUAGAUACUUGGCAAGAGAGCUUUUCAGGUCCUCAAGGAAGACAUCCUCAAUAUUAUGCAGCAUACCAAGAGUUGUUGCGUGCAGGAAUUGUAUUCCCUCAAAGACCUCCUCCAACCACAGUUAGUUCAGGACAAACUGGUCCGUCUUCAGCGUAUAAUCAGAAUGCUCGUAACGCUAGACAAGAAGCUAAUGAUACUUCCACAGAGUCAGAGUUUCCAACUUUGAGUUUGACAGAAAUUCAAAAUGCAAAAGGGAUUAUGGAUGUCUUAGCUGAAAUGUUGAACGCAAUAGAUGGAAGCAACAAAGAGGGACUUAAACAAGAGGUUAUUGUGGAUCUUGUUAGCCAAUGUCGCACCUAUAAACAAAGAGUAGUUCACCUUGUAAACUCUACAUCAGAUGAAUCAUUGCUUUGCCAAGGCCUAGCCUUAAAUGAUGAUUUGCAGCGAUUACUUGCGAAGCACGAAUGCAUCGCUUCUGGAAACACUAUGCCAGAAAAAUCUAAAAAAGAAAUUUCUAAGGAAGCAACUCAGAUCAUAGAUGUUGACUCAAGUGAAAUGAAAGAUACUAGUACUGUUGUGGCUUCUGCAACCAAUGGUCAAAAAGUAGAUCUUCUUAGUGGAGAUGACUUUGAGACACCGAAUGGAGAUAACUCACUAGCUCUUGUCCCUCUUGGACCUGCACAACCAAGUAGCCCUGUUCCAACCCCAGAUAAUUCUAUGGUCUUAAUCGACAUGUUAUCAGAUAAUAACUGUGAAAGCUCUACUCCAACUUCUAGUCCACACUCUCAUAAUCAGAUGGUACCACAAAACUACUCAAAUGGAUUUGGACAAGGGUCAUCUGGUCCUGUCUGGAAUCUCCAGAUUACCCAGCAACCAUCUUCUCCUGCAUAUGGAAACCAAAACCAACCCUUUUCACCUACCUUUAGCCCGCCAGUCUCACCUCACUAUGGUGGACAAAACAACAAUGUUUUAGCACUACCACCACCACCAUGGGAAGCUCAAUCUCCAAGCUCUAGUCCUCACUACUCUCCUACUCACCCGAUGCAAGUGACUCAAGUUGUCAUCACGACACACACUCAUCAACCGCUAGGUUACAACCCUCAAGGUGGCUCUCCUCAUGCUCUCAACAACCCUCAAGGUGGCUCUCCUUAUGCUAUCAACAACAACAAUAACAUGUUCGGUAUGAUCCCCUCUCCAAUGACAGGAGGCCACAUGCAACCCUUCGGCCAUCAGAAUCCUGCUGCCAUGUACGGAGGCUACGGAGGACAACCUCAGCCACCACAACAGUAUUUUGGUGAACAACAAAUGUAUGGAGGCUAUGGAGGACAACCUCAGCCACCACAAGAGUUAGAACAACAAAUGUAUGGAAUGUCACUUCAAGACAAUGGAACCAGCAAUGGCAACCCCUACCAAGUGUCUUCUCAUCCUUCGGGUCUUAAUUAUCAGCAACCAAUGAUGAAACCUGUGAACAAGAAACCAGAGGACAAGUUGUUUGGAGAUCUUGUUGAACUCUCCAAGAACAAGAAGCCUACUGAACGAGCCGGUAGUAUGUAAAACCUCAUAUUUUUCACCAGUUUUUAUAGAGUUUUUAAAAUUUUCAUGUUGACUUUAUACAAUUUUUAAAAAUAAUUCUGAAUUAUUCAUUUGUCACCAAAAGUGAAUAACAUCAUCAUUUUCAUU